Messenger RNA from Lineus longissimus, 950 nucleotides. RefSeq names its product rRNA methyltransferase 2, mitochondrial-like. Gene Ontology annotation, molecular function: rRNA (uridine-2'-O-ribose)-methyltransferase activity. NCBI's taxonomy places the organism in Eukaryota, Metazoa, Nemertea, Pilidiophora, Heteronemertea, Lineidae. Gene Ontology annotation, cellular component: mitochondrion. The transcript has 2 exons. The record is from RefSeq and is a predicted model, not a curated record. Bases 22 to 843 code for a protein of 273 amino acids. Gene Ontology annotation, biological process: RNA methylation.
CACUUUUCAGAUAAAACCAAGAUGGCAGCGACCGUAAACAGAAAUGCUGUGUCUAUUUUCAUGCAGGUUUUCCGUCUUUUCCACAAAAAUUCAGACAAUCUAAUGAAAUAUGUUUGCUACUGUAACCUGCAUUGUACUUCUACUUUUGAGCAGGAUGGUCAAAAGGGAAUGAAAGGGCGUAAAUUAAGCUCUCAGCUAUGGUUGAAACGUCAUAUGGACGAUCCUUACGUCAAGAGGGCACGUCUCAAAAACUACAGAUGUAGAAGUGCAUUCAAGCUGAUCGAAAUUGAUGACAGGUACAGGAUUCUAAGGCCAGGUGGCUACGUGAUUGACUGCGGUGCAGCGCCUGGAUCAUGGAUGCAAGUUGCUGUGGAGAGAACAAGGGAUGUCUCAACUGGAGGUCCACAACCUACACAUUCAAUUGCAAGAGUAAUUGGUGUUGAUAUUAUAGGAUUUCCUCCAGUUGACGAAGCUAAAGCCUUUGCCAAUUCCGAUUUCACCUUACCAGAGACUCAAAAGACUAUCCUGCAGUAUUUACAGGGGAGAAAAGUUGAUGCAGUAUUGAGUGAUAUGGCCCCUAAUGCUACCGGGCAUAAAGCAAUGGACCAUGAAAACAUUAUUGAUCUGUGUAAAUCCGCUUUGAGAUUCUCUCGGGCAGUGUUACGACCUGACGGUACGUUUUUGUGCAAAAUAUGGAAAGGUGGACUGGAAAAAGAUUUUAUGCAAGAGAUUCAACAGUUUUUUAAAUCUGUCAAGUUCGUGAAGCCUCUGGCUUCCAGAAUGGACUCAGCAGAAGGUUAUUUAUUGUCAAGAGGUUACAAAGGAUUACCAGAUAAAACCUGAUUUUUUUAUUGGCCACCCCUUAUUCAACCAGGGGCGGGAUUAAAAUUUGUACAAGUCUUUAGUGUGUUUAAUUGGACUGCCAGGAAUGAUUUCUGGUGGUUAAAAGG